UUGUGCUGUCAUAUGCGACGUAAAAGGGAAGGACCUACAGUUCAAGCGGAUACAGAAAGUUGACAUAAAUAAGGAAAUUUAGAGCAAAUAUAUAUUUGAUUAGUUUGAAUUAUAAAUGAUAUCUUUACGUCACACCGCCCAGCUAUCUUGAUGCGGACGCUGGAGGCGGUAAUCUGUCUGUUUGUUUAGCUAGCUGCUAUCGAGCCUCCUGCUCUUCAAACACACCGCCUGCGGGGCGAUGAGUACGGAUCUGUUGUCGGAUUUGGACAGCCGCUUCUUCGCGGAUAACCUGCUGACGAGCGAAGACUGGGAUGCCUGCCUGUUCCAGUGUGAGAGCAUGGAGGAGGGCGAGGACGGGGACUUCGGCCGAGGCUUGAAAUACGACGCAUCGAUGAGGUCCAUGGAGGUUACCGUAGCAACAACAGCACCCCCAACACAGACCCAGAUUGCUGCGGUGACACAGACGCAGCUCCAGGCGCCGCUGACGACGCCGAUCCCGGCGGUCAUCAGCGGGUUACAGACGCAGGCUACAGUCUUGCCGAGCUCGGCCACGUUAAAGGCCAACACCAUCCUGAGCACCAAACCCCCCAUCCAGCCCCGACCCGUGUGCGUCGCCACCCUGCCCGUCCCCCAGACCGCCACGCCGGCCAAGGCGCUCAUACUGCAGGGCCUCCCCUCCAUGGACCAGAGCAGACCUGUCGUCAUCUCUCCGUCCGUCUGCCUCGGCUCCACGCCGGCCAUCGUCAAAAUGGAGCCCGUCUCUCCCAGCAUCCCCCAGCACUGCUCCAGCCCCACGGCCCCGCCCACCAGCAAACCCAUCGUCCCGGCGACCACGACUUUGCCCGGCAACAGCUCGAACGACAUCGAUAUGAAAGUGCUGAAGCGGCAGCAGAGGAUGAUAAAGAACCGCGAGUCGGCCUGCCAGUCGAGGAAGAAGAAGAAGGAGUACCUGCAGAACCUGGAGGCUCAGCUGAGGGAGGCCCAGCAGGAGAACGAACGGCUGCGCAAGGAGAACCAGGCACUGAGGGAGAGACUGGCAGGGCUGGCGGACGAGCUGAGAGGAUGGGUCCAUCGACACCAGAUCGAUCGCAAGAAGUCCGGAAAGCCAAAGAUGGCCAAGAAGGCCAAAGUCGCCCAGCAGAAAGCUCAGCAGAGGAAAACCAACUUCUCCAGAUAUCUGCCGAUCCAGACUCACCGCUCCAUAGAAAGUCAGCUGCAGGUGCUUCCUGGUCCUGAGGUCACCUACAGCGACUUCCUGGACGCCAUCGACCGCAGAGAGGACACGUUCUACGUAGUCUCGUUCAGACGGGAUCACCUCCUGCUUCCGGCCAUCAGCCACAACAAAACCAGCCGGCCCAAGAUGUCCCUGGUGAUGCCGGCCAUGUCUGUAAACGAGAGCCUCUAUAACUCCUCUCAGGGCUACGAGAUGAUGAUGCAGGUCGACUGCGAGGUCAUGGACACUCGGAUCGUCCCCAUCAAGUCGUCCGCCGUCCCCCCCUCGCUCCGAGACCCGCCCCCGCCUCCCCCCUCCUCCCACAGCAGCUCCAACCAUCACCACGGCAACCACACCUCGCUCCGAGGACGCCACCAGCACCACCCCUCCUCUUCGUCUCAGAGGCAGCCUUUACCCGCCCGCCGACGGACAGCUGAAUACUUAAUCAGCCAAUCAGAAGGAGUCUGAAGGUCGGAGGUUAAAGGUCGGAGAAAGACUUGAAGUGUAACCUCACUGUCCCUGCAUCAGGUAACGGUUCCACCUCCAGCAAACAGGAAGCUCCUCUCUGCACACGAGUCGAGCUUCCUGCCGUUUCCCAAAAGGUGAAAAUCCAAGAAAACAAAUUGAACGUGGGGACGUCCCACGAACGCCAACAUGUUUGUAAGAACGACCGCGGCAGAGCGGCGUGCAUGCUGCGUUUUAAUGUUUAACAGCGAGAACGCAGCUUGGAGAAGCUGCUCCAUGAAGCGCCCACAGCCACACCUCUGUCACCGAGUGACACCGGAAACCUCGGCAGACGCGCAGCGCUCUCUGCACACUAAGCUCCGCCUUCUGUACCUCAUAAUUCAGACAGAGGACGAGCUGAGCUUCUUCUUUCACGUGCGAACAGGAAGUCUGUUCUAAUGCUCGACGAGUAAACGUCAGAAAUAAACUUUAGCUGGCACCAACGUGUUUUUCACGUUUUAGUGAGUCGUAAUUAUGAGAUACAGAAGCCCAGAGGAGCUGCAGCGCGUCCCGCAAAGAUGUGACGGCGUCUGUACGGAGCGAGGUGUGGCAUCUAAAAUAUCGCCAGCAAAAAGCCGAACCAAUGAGAUUCCACUGAGUGAAACAAAAGCCGCUCGUUUGGUACUUCUCUGUGGUACAGCAGUGAAAUCGUUUCAGCCGUUGUCUUUAUCGAUGUUUUGUUUUUUAUGCUUGUUUUGGUUAUUUAAUAGUUGUAAAUAUGAGUGUAGAUAUUUUGUCACCUUUUUACUUUUUCUAAUUUUUGUUUUUUCACAACAAAAAGUAAAAAAACAAACAAAAAUAUUUUGUAUUUGUCGGACUCUGUGCCGGUAAUCUGAACUCGGGAUUUAUCUGAUCUAAAAUAUUUAUGGAUAUAUAUAUAUGCAGAUUUUUGAUCUUUAUUAUUGUACAGAAUUAACGUGUAGAAAACUUCAUACAAUUUGUUUUAUUGUGAAAAAUUCUGCUCACUUCCUGUCCUUUUUUUUUUUUUUUUUAGUUUAGACUAACAGAGCAGCUUUGCAUGAUCCACAGUUCAUAAUAAUCCUUCUUUAUCUGAUUCGGGGCCAGUUUAUCCUCUGUGUGGGGGAAAAAAAGCUGCUUUGGCCACUCCCCUUUAACCUUUCUUUUGAAUUUUGGGUGGGGCUUCUGUGGCUGAGAUGACCAUAUUAGGGAAGCUUUCUUUGUGACAUCAUCCAGAGCCACAAGGAGAAAAAAACUGCUGAAAUUUUCCAUUUGAGCUCCUGGAUCAUAGGACGAUUGUCCAUUAGUGCACAUAUGCUUGUGUUUACCACGAGCACGGAGGGCGGGGCAACCCCCAAAUGUACAGAAUAGCUCCGCCCCGCUGAGCCGACGGUGUGAUUUGUUUUUGAUGUACAAAAUUUUCAAUCAUGUUUAAAAAGUUUAAAGCGAAGUUUCACCCAUCAGGGUCACGUUUGCUCAGCAUUGUGGGAAAUGAAGUGUCUGCAGCCUUUCUUACAGCGAACAUGUGUUAAUGUUGUUUCACUUCCUGGUGUUUUCCUUUCAUACUGAUGUUACUCUUCAUGUGUGCAGAGAGGAACGUGGAGGAUAUGAAGGUAAACUUUUCCUUUUAAUGGUGGUUUGAGUUUUAAAACACAGCAGAAAAACGAGAUUUGUCAGCUGCUCGUUGGUUCUUUCACACACAGUCGGCUCAUGUUUCACUUCCUGGUUUCUGAAAACGCACUGAAAGCUGUUACUGAACCUUGUUGAUCAGCUGACAUUAUGACAUCAUGCAUUUAGAGAUAAAUCCUCAGGAAAAGUUCUGGUUUGUGUCUGUUCAUCACAAGAAUGGCGUCUGAAUGUGGUUCAAACGUAGUUUUACUCAAAACUCCGACCUUUGACCCGCUUUAAGAGCCACGUCUGCUCUGCAGCCUGUUCGUGUACAAACCAGAUUGUGAGCUCGCUGAAGCUGCACAUAUGAAAAUGUAAACUGUCCUUUUUUAUUUAAAUGGAAUAAAAUCAUGAAUGUGUAAAUAUUU
Molecule: messenger RNA, 3711 nt
Organism: Neolamprologus brichardi
Lineage: Eukaryota; Metazoa; Chordata; Actinopteri; Cichliformes; Cichlidae
Source: RefSeq, a predicted model, not a curated record